Messenger RNA from Trichoplax adhaerens, 978 nucleotides. RefSeq lists its product as uncharacterized. Gene Ontology annotation, cellular component: cytoplasm. Bases 1 to 978 code for a protein of 325 amino acids. The transcript has 6 exons. Lineage: Eukaryota; Metazoa; Placozoa; Uniplacotomia; Trichoplacea; Trichoplacidae. The record is from RefSeq and is a predicted model, not a curated record.
AUGGCCUACGUUCAGCUUGCAGCAUUGGAUACCUGCAUAACCUCAUCUGAAGAUAAUGCAUGUGACUGGAUGACUAAUAAGAUUGGAGGAAGACCGAACUGGAUGCAUAAUUCAAAUCAUCCUUCUUGCAAGUUGUGCAAUAAAACGCAAAUGCUUAUGGUUCAAAUUUAUUGCCCUCUUACUGGUUCCUCAUAUCACAGGACUUGGUCUAUAAUAAGAUCACAAGUAGUGGAGAUCAAACAAGAUGUAGCAAAGACGAAAAUCGAAAAUUCCAGCAAUAUUUGGAGUUGUUCUGGUGAUGAUGAUUGGAAUGACGGAAAUGAAGGAGAACGUGAAAAAAAUAAUCUAGACAUAGAAGCUGUGUUACGAGAAGAUAAUAAAGUAGAUAUGGAGACUGUUAUAGAAUCAGCAAAUCAAGUAUCUAUUCAUCAUCAAAGAAAUACGAUAGCUGAUGUUCCAUUCAUAACUCCGGUCAUUCUUGUGGUAUUUGAUGAACCGAAUAUUAGCCAAAAAUCUUUCAAAUAUGAGCAAAAGUUACUACAGGCUUAUGAACAGCAGCAUGGAGCCGUAACUGAACAAAUUACUGAUGAUGAAGUUAAGAUGGAGUUGUAUGAGAAAACGUCCGCUAAACAUGGCAAUCGAACUUUUGAAAAAUUUAUGAAGAGACUACAACGAUAUCCUAAGCAAGUUCUGAGAUACAAUCGUGGUGGAUCUCCCUUAUUGAUGACAGCAACCGAAACAGAUAUUAUUGCUGUACCUGAUUGUCCAAGGUGUAGCUCUAAGAGAGUAUUUGAAUUUCAGCUGAUGCCAACUCUUAUAUAUGAACUGAAAGAAAUUAGUCCCUCAUCAUCCGUACCGGAGUUCGGUACUGUAUUUGUCUAUACAUGUGACAACAGCUGUUGGAACGAUGAUAACCAACCUUACGAGGAAUUUGUUUACCUGCAAUCUGAUCCACAGGAGAAAAAUUUACCUUAUUAA